Eurytemora carolleeae is the source of this 2492-nucleotide messenger RNA. RefSeq names its product nucleolar complex protein 2 homolog (gene Noc2). Bases 63 to 2480 code for a protein of 805 amino acids. The transcript has 14 exons. NCBI's taxonomy places the organism in Eukaryota, Metazoa, Arthropoda, Copepoda, Calanoida, Temoridae. Gene Ontology annotation, biological process: ribosomal large subunit biogenesis; negative regulation of transcription by RNA polymerase II. The record is from RefSeq and is a predicted model, not a curated record. Gene Ontology annotation, cellular component: nucleolus; Noc2p-Noc3p complex; Noc1p-Noc2p complex. Gene Ontology annotation, molecular function: histone binding; transcription corepressor activity.
UGCGCACUGUGUACUGUAUAACGCGGUUAACUCUUCAGCCCGAUUACACACUGUGUAUUGAAAUGGCGGUUAAAAAGAAAACGAAAAAGGUUGAACCUGAAAAUGCAGGAAACUCGAGUAAGUUGGCAAACAUGUCCCUGGACGAUUUUGUGGAUAACUGGGACGAAUCGGAUUCUGGAUCAGACUCCGCUUCUCAACCCGUUCCUCAGACUAAUGGGAAGAAGGAGAAGAAGUUGAUAAAGAAGAAGAAAAUAGAAAAGGGGAAGAAAAAGAAGGAGAAAGUUAAAAGCAAGGAGAAAGAUGAGGAUGAUAAUGAAUCUGAAUCUGAAUCUGAUGAUGAUACAACUGGAGCCAAGACACAGAAGAAAUAUAUAAAAACUUUGAAGCAGAAAGAUCCAGAAUUCUUUGAAUUCCUGAAGGAGGAGGAUCAGGAAUUGUUGAACUUCAAUGAAUCUUCUGAUGACGAGGCCGAGCCCGAAAGUGGCGACGAGGAAGCUGUUCACUCACUUCCGGACAAACUUGAAGUUCCCAGCGAUGAAAGUGAUUUCGAAGAUGAUGAGAGCGAAGUUAAAUCUGCAAAAUCAGGGAAAGUAACCCAGACAAUGAUAUCUGAGUGGACGGAAGAACUGGAAAACCAACCAACACAGAAAACUAUUGUAAAUGUUAUUGAAGCAUUUAGAGCUGCAGUCUCUACCGUAGGCUCAGGAGAGGAUGAUAAUGAGCCCCGGAAGUUUAGAGUUGAAGGCGGAACUGUUUUCAACUCAGUUGUCCGGAUGUGUGUUCUCAACUUGCAACCUGGACUUAAAAAAUUCCUCAAACAGGGCGGAGAGCAGGAUUCUGGGUUUAAACCUGAGAAAACUAAGAAGUGGAAGAAGAUUGAGAAAUGUAUCCGAGGAUAUUUGACCCAACUAUGCAGUUUGUUGACCAGGAUAUCAGAGCCUAGUGUUGCUGCAGCAAUCAUUAAACACGUUCAUCAGAUGAUCCCUUUCUUCCAGGCCUAUCCUAAAGGAGAGAAACAGUUGUUGGUAAAAAUGAUUUGGUGUUGGGGCCAAGCUGAAGAUACAGUCAGAAUACUGGCAUUGAUGUGUAUUGUGAGAAUAGUUCGAGGAUCAGCUCUACUCGAGACAGCUAUAAAACAGAUGUACAUGGUUUACGUGAAAAAUUGCAAAUUUACCUCCCCCUCCACCCUUCCACAGAUUAACUUCAUGAGGAGGUCUCUCGUAGAAGUUUUAGGACUUGAUCACAAUCUUGCAUACUACCAGGCUUUUGUUCAUAUCAGGCAGUUGGCAAUUCAUCUUAGAAAUGCUAUUGUUAACAACAAGAAAGAAUCAAUACAGGCUGUUUAUAACUGGCAGUUCAUUCAUUCACUUGAAUUAUGGGGUUCCCUACUCUGCCAUACUGCGGGUUCCGAGAUUCUUCAACCUUUGAUUUAUCCAGUUGUUCAGGUGACCCUUGGAGUUGUAAGACUGGUUUCAACUGGUAAAUAUUUCCCUCUGCGGUUCCACUGUGCUACUAUUCUAGGGAAUAUAUCCUCCUCUACCGGAACCUUUAUCCCUGUUCUCCCCCUUUACCUGGAUAUCCUCAACACACACAACUUCGAGAAGAAGUCCAAGAAGGUUUCCAUGAAACCGAUGGAUUUCUCGGUUAUUCUUAAACUUUCAAAAUCUCAGCUCUCUGAGAACGGGUUCAAGGACGCGACCAUUGAGGAGAUUUACUCCGGGUUGUUAGGUUACUUGGCGGUGAACAGCUGUAGGAUAGGGUUCCCGGAGCUGGUUACUCCGCUCAUCUUUCAGCUCAAGGAUUUCCUGAAGAAGAGCAAAGUUGGAAACUAUUGUAAGAAGAUGAAACAGAUUCUAGACAAGGUGAUCGCUAAUCAAAAAUUUAUUGAAACCAGACGAAAAACCGUCAAUUUUGGUGUUGGAGACAAGCAAGCGAUCAAGAUCUGGGAGGCUCAGGUAGAACGGGACGGAACUCCGCUCCUUGCCUUCUACAAGUCCUGGAAGAAGGUUGCGGACGCUCAGAAGAUGAAACAGAUCACAGAUCAGAAGAAUCUUGACGACUACUCUCAUAUCCCUGUUCUGAAGAAGAACCACAAGAAGAUCAGGAUGAAGAUGGAGUCUGCAAGUGAAGCAGACGGAUUCCUCUCUGGCAGUGAUGAUGAUAUUGAUGAUGAAGAGAGAUUUGAACUCAAGGAAGAUAGAGGAAAGAAGGAUGUAGAGGCUGGGAAGAGAAAGCGUGAUAUGGAAGAAUCCGAUGGCAGUGAUGAAGAUGAGGAAGGGGAGGAGGCUGAAGAUGAAGCGGAGGCUGGAGAUGAUGUGGAGGAGAGCGAGGAUGAAGGGGAUAGCGGUGAAGACGAGGUUGAAGAUCUAAGAUUAGAAGAUAUGGAUUCUGAUUCAGAACUUGAACUCAAGGAUGACUUUGAGGAUGAGGGUGGGUCUAGUGAGAGUGAUGAUGAUGAUGAAGAUGAUGAUUCAGAAUAAAUUUUUUUCAGA